Messenger RNA from Myxocyprinus asiaticus (Chinese sucker), 793 nucleotides. Its product is annotated as sorting nexin-10B-like. Gene Ontology annotation, molecular function: phosphatidylinositol binding. Bases 59 to 577 code for a protein of 172 amino acids. The record is from RefSeq and is a predicted model, not a curated record. The transcript is spliced from 4 exons. Lineage: Eukaryota; Metazoa; Chordata; Actinopteri; Cypriniformes; Catostomidae. Gene Ontology annotation, biological process: intracellular protein transport.
UUUUUUUUCAACCUCAGAGAACUGGCAAUGUGUGCCUUUCCAAAGUCUCUGUGUUUGUAUGCAUGAAGUUAUUUCCGUCAUUCUUGAUCCUAUGCAGGAAUUCACUGCCGUGUGGGUGAGGGAUCCUCGUAUCCAGAAGGAGGAUUUCUGGCAUGCCUAUAUGGAUUAUGAAAUCUGUUUACACACAAACAGUUUGGCCUUCACUAAGAAGAGUUCUUGUGUGCGGCGGAGGUACAGUGAGUUUGUGUGGCUAAGAAAAAAGCUACAGGAAAAUGCCAUGCUCAUAACGCAUCUACCCAAACUUCCUCCAAAGAACCCCUUCUUUAGCCUCAACAAUGCCAGAGAAAUUGGUGCCCGAAUGGAGGGGCUAAGGAAAUUUCUAGAAGUGGUCGUACACAGCCCAGUGCUGCUGUCAGACAGUUGCUUACACCUGUUUCUACAAUCUCAACUGAGUGUGAAAAAAAUGGAGGCCUGUGCCGAGGGUAGGAGCCGCUACACUGUUUCUGAAGCCAUCCGCAAUUUUAGCUUAGGAAUCAAACGCUUUGUUUCUGACACUGAAGAGCAUUUAGAGGAGUAAGAAGAUGCAAACUGUGACUUAGAGUUAUAGACUUACAUGUGUAGUUGAAUAGUUUUUAAAUAUAAACAUUUAGCCAACUUAGGUAGGCCACCAAAUUCAAAAAAGGCAAUGCUGAAGAUUAUAUUCAACACUGAAGAUUCCUGCCAGCUUGAAGAGGAGCAACAAACACGUCUGUAUAACCUGUAUAGCCUAAUAAAAUAUUACAUUAUUUAAAGA